AUGGUCUGGAAUGGACUGGUUGCGGUAGUAUGCUUUUUUGAUGUUUUCGUGAUCCUCUUGAAGAAAAAUAGAUACAUGUCUGGUAUGGAGCUUCUAUUGAUGACAGUAAUACUUGCAAUUGGCCGGUUCCUGUCUGGGCUGAAACUGCACAUAUGCAAACCUCUACGCCGUGCCACAUCACUAUGGAGCCCCUUAGUUGCAAUCUUAUUACUAGCUCCCUCUCUAUCAGACCGCAGUCGUCGAUACAUAUAUGGUCAUGAUGAGGAUCAAACUCACAUAGAUCCAUCGACCAGAUGGGUAGUGUUCACAACACUACUAGUGCCAGUGCUAUUGAUGUACAUGCUACGCCUAGAUGUAUUCGUGGACAUUUCUACGAGUAUGAUAAUCCAAGUGUGUGCCUUAGCGGUGUUGUCAUUUGGCAACUUCCAGAUUCCAGCAGCCGUGUUGCGUAUCGUGCUAGCAAUCUUGGGCCUUCAGCAUGUGCCUGAGUAUGGGGAAGACGACGAGAACCUCAAAGCAUCUCUCAGAAUCUUCUAUGGGAUGGUGCUUGGACAAGGAAUCUUCUAUUCUUUGGUUUGCAUGCUCGAGUUCUUUUCGUUCAUCCCUCAGAGAUACCUUGUCCACCGUGGUGGGUUUAGAGGUCAGUGUGGAGUAGAAUCUGUCAAUGUGUACUAUGCAUACGCCUUGGAGAAAUGUAUGCAGGAGGGUGUGCUUGCUCCAAAGAAGAUCAGCCUGACCAACUUUGCCAUGGAUUCUCUAAACUCGUAUUCAUCCAAGAAUCAGCUCCACGGUAUUCGUCUGAUGCACAGCUUUCUGCAAUGGCAGCCAACCAGGGCACAGCUCCUGUCAAAACUCACCACUUCCACCAAUACUGUGGCAAGAAUAAUCAGGAUGUUGGAUUGGACAAGUCCAAAGGAUACAACUAUCAGAUUAUAUGCCGCAAAGGUCACCGCUGAACUUGCGAAGGACCUCUGUGUUGUCGCCUUCCCCGGCACGAUGCAGACUGUAUCUGCACUUCUUGACGCUGAUAGCAGCCCAAAGAGAGGAAAUCCACUUCUGGACACAGAUGAUGAAAAAGAAGAAAGGCAAGAUCAAUUUCUAAAGACAGAAGAUAGCCAAGAGCAAGAACAUCAUACAGUAAGGGACGUAGCUGUUAACCAAUCGCAAAGACAAGACCCACUUCAAGACACCAAUUACCUGCUCGAGGAAACACAAACAUGCUCAACCCAAAAACCUUUGGUCGACAAAAAGAACUCUUACAUAAUCAGAUGCUGGCAGCGGAUUAAAGAAUUACGUUCACUUCCCAAGGAACAGCCGUCAACAGACCAUGAUCUUCUCCCUGCACUGGCCAUGUCAAUUAUUGAAAGUCUUGCUGGUGAUCAGGAAAACUGCGUGGAAAUAAGCAAAGCAACUAACCUCAUCCCGAAAAUCAUAGGAUUCACGAGAUUUGUACGUGCCAUGAGCACUAUGGAUACCGAGGCAGAACAAAAGGUCAUGUUGAAGUCAUCACUGAAGGUACUGCAAAGGCUCACAGGCAUUGGCGGGGAAAUCGGCAUAACACUGCGGUACAAGAUAUCAAAACAUCCCUUUCUAUUGAGAAACCUUGCAGAAAUCUUGAAAGACAACAUAACCAGCCAGGAAUCGAGAAAGUUGGUGGCCGGAAUCCUCAUGAACAUUGCCAUUGAUGGGAACACAAGGCAGGACAUAGGUCGCAUUCAACUGAUCAUCACCAGGCUGAAGCAGACAUUUCUCAAUGAAGAAAAUCCCAUGAUUGCCAAUGCUGAUCACUUGUCACGGAAGGCCGUGGGGCAAGCCCUGGCAAUGUUGACAACAGAAAGUGCCCAAAAUUGCUUGAUUGUGUUGCAGGAACCAGACUUCAUUAAGAAACUGAAACAUAUGAUCUUGAUCCAUGAUGGCAAGUACAUAUAUGCGGCAACAAGUCUGUUACGUAAUCUGUGUCUGCACUCUCGACACGAGCUCAGAGAGUCAGACUUGAAGGAGCUAUCUCAUAUAUUGCGAGAGGUGUUGGAGAAAAUAAUUGAUGUGGAAGGGGUAGAACUAGAGAUCAUCAUUGGCCUUAGUUCACUAAUUUGCAAAGAAAGACCAUUUAGCGACGACUACAAGCACUGA
Triticum turgidum subsp. durum (durum wheat) is the source of this 2130-nucleotide messenger RNA. The record is from the annotation of a GenBank genome assembly. Lineage: Eukaryota; Viridiplantae; Streptophyta; Magnoliopsida; Poales; Poaceae.